This is a messenger RNA of Epinephelus moara (kelp grouper), 3664 nucleotides long. It is a transcript of the gene rbm46, whose product is annotated as RNA binding motif protein 46. The record is from RefSeq and is a predicted model, not a curated record. Gene Ontology annotation, cellular component: nucleus. Bases 66 to 1820 code for a protein of 584 amino acids. The transcript has 11 exons. Lineage: Eukaryota; Metazoa; Chordata; Actinopteri; Perciformes; Serranidae. Gene Ontology annotation, molecular function: mRNA binding.
CGUUGAUCUGUCGCCGGUUGAGGAUUUAACUCAGUGACGAAGGAAACGUUUUACCGUGAGAGGAAAUGGCGGCAGACCGAGCCGACGGAGACAGAGAGUCAGAUGGGGACAUGGACGGAGACUCCAGUAAAGUCAGCCCUCUGCUGGGCAAAGACGACUUCACGGAGUCCUGUGGCAAAGAGAUGGCUCUGCUGACUCUGAUGGAGAGGACGGGAUACGACAUGGUGCAGGAGAACGGACAGAGGAAGUACGGAGGACCGCCGCCAGACUGGGAGGGCCCGGCCCCACCGCGGGGCUGCGAGGUGUUUGUGGGGAAGAUUCCCAGAGACAUGUACGAGGACGAGCUGGUGCCUCUGUUUGAGAGAGCGGGAAGGAUCUACGAGUUCAGACUGAUGAUGGAGUUCAGCGGAGAGAACCGCGGCUACGCCUUCGUCAUGUACACCAGCAGAGAGUCGGCUCAGAGAGCCAUCCAGAUGUUGGACAACUACGAGGUCCGUCCAGGCAAGCUCAUCGGAGUGUGUGUGAGUCUGGACAACUGUCGCCUCUUCAUUGGCUCCAUCCCCAAAGAGAAGAGGAAGGAAGAGAUCAUGGACGAGAUGACCAAGGUGACAGACGGGGUGGUGGAUGUGAUCGUGUACCCCAGCUCUUCUGACAGGAGCAGAAACAGAGGCUUUGCCUUCGUAGAGUAUGAAUCGCACAAAGCAGCAGCCAUGGCCCGCAGGAAGCUCAUACCUGGAACCAUCCAGCUGUGGGGUCAGUCCAUCCAGGUCGACUGGGCGGAGCCUGAGAGAGACGUGGAUGAGGAGGUCAUGCAGCGUGUCAGAGUCCUCUAUGUGCGUAACCUGAUGCUGUCCACCAGUGAAGAAACUCUCCGUCGGGAGUUCUCCUGCUUCAAACCAGGCUCUGUGGAGCGUGUCAAGAAGCUCACAGACUACGCCUUCGUUCACUACCGCAGCAGAGACGACGCCAUCACCGCGCGGAGCCUCAUGAAUGGAGCCCAGAUUGAUGGAACCACUGUGGAGGUGACGCUGGCAAAGCCUGCGGGGAUGAAAGAGGGGAGCGUCGCAGGGAGGAGGUCCAACAGCAGAGGAUACGUGGGAAACAAUGCAGGAGGAGGGUACGGGACGUUUGGCCUGUGCAGGAGCGAUGAGGGGAUGAUGGGAGGAGCUGACGACACUUACUCCCCUCUGAGGACAGUGCCCCUGCCGCCUCGCCUGGGAAGCCCCUUCUACUCAGGAGCAGGAGAGAACCCAGACAGGUGUGUGUUCCCCCUGUACCCCGGCACCCCCCUCACCCCCACCAGCCUGCUGUCACUGAAGCAGAGUCAGAUCAGCUCCGCCGUCACUCUGCUCGAAUUCUACUGCUACAAGAACCACUGGUCUCUGCCUGAGUACCACCUGUACUCCACACCGGGACAGGACGGGAAGCUGCUGCUCCUCUACAAGGUGAUGAUCCCAUCAACACAAAGCACCUUCAUCCCAGACAAGCUGUGUGUGCUGUUGGAUGGUGCCAAAGAACUGGCCGCACAGACAACCCUGUGGAACCUCGACUCAUCCAUUCUGAGCUCAGUGGCUUCCUGUGAUUCCCCCAGCAGCUCUUCUCCUCCGCUCGCCGCCCCCCCCUCCGCCACCACUCCCGGGAUGCUGACCUGCGGCGGCAGAGCCUUCGCCUCCUGCCUCUCUCCUCCUCCUCCUCCUCCUCCCCCUCUCUCUCUCUCUCCCUUCACCCUCUCUCCUGCCCUCUCCUCUCUUUCCUCGCUCCCCCCGGCUGCCUCCCAAACUCCAAGGCUCUACAUCAACUCCCAGUCGCCUUUCUACUGACGGAGGAUUCAGCGGUGAGGGAAGCAUCUGAGGACGAGGAGGAGGAAAGGCAGGCCUGUCUCUAUUAUGAUUACACCUCCACAUAUUUCCCCAAACACACAGUCCAUCUGUUUGUUUCUACUCUGUGCUAAAUGUAAUCUCAGUCCGACGAUCAGCCGCUCGGCUUCUCCUCUCUAUCACCUCUGAUUCUGAAAACUAAACACAACAAAGGCAGACGCUGCUCAGAUCCCACAGAAAGACAUUCAUCUGAUAAAAUAUGUUUUCUUGACCUCUGGUAAAUGUCAGUGUCCUCCUCCUCUCCUCCUCUCUGGCUUUAUUUUCCUUCAGUCACCUCAAAGUACCCACAAGGCAUCACAUCCAUACUUCAGAUAUCAAUGUUGAAACAAACCUGCCGUCAGAUCUCCGCUGUCUUUCAUUGUUUUGUGUCAGUUUAAUAUAUUUUUCAAAGCAAACUCUUGUCCAUUUGAGAACAAAGUCUGCCAGAAUUUUCAUUCAAAGACACAUGAGAUUGUUUCCUCCGUAACAACUGAACUGAUCGUCUCCUCGGUGAACGUGUUUAGGCUGAAACGUAAAGUUGUUGGACCGUCGUACACAGCUCUGUUGGAGUGAACAACACAGAAAGUAUGAAGUGUCCAAAGGAUGGAGAGAUUAAAAGACGAGCUUUUCCACUACAUUAAAAUCUGAUUUCCAUUUUCCUUUCAUCCUCCCAUUACACCACUCGUCUCCUGAGAGGGCUAAAAACAGAGAGACGACGAAGGAGGAGGAGGAGGACUUAUCUAUCUUCUUCUUCUUUCAGAGGAAUGUUUGUGGCGACUCAUCUCCUUUCAUGUUUGUGUUGACCUGAGUUAUGUGAGGGGAGGAAGAGAGACCACGAAGUGUCCGUCCAGUCGACGGUCAGCCUCCUGAGAGAGUCGACAUCGAUCAACACAAACAAAUCUUAAAGUAAGAAACAGAGAGCGGGAUAUUUCUCACCAUGUCUCUUAAUUCACUCGACCCACCUCACACUUCAGAAAUAUGAGGAUGAAGGAAAAAAGAGGGAAGAUUAAAAAUGUUUUUACACCAGACCGAGUUCUUGUUCUCGUUUUAGUCGAAUGUAAACCACGUUCAUCGAGGAAACAGACCAAGCAAAGAGAGAACUCCAUUAGAUGUGUUUCUGUUGCCUCAUUCGAUGGUUUCCUUGUCGUGCUUUCACAUAACAAUCCUGUGGAAAAUAAAUAAAUAUCGGGAAAUUACCAGUAAAACAAUUUUAAUGAGAUGUGUCGGUCUCAUUAAAACACAGAGAUCCUGGGAGUUUAUCAAGGUUAGUUUCAAUUCUGCAAUAAAAAUGAAUUCAUUAAAAACAAAUUCAAAAAAGAAUAAAUAAAACAUCCAGUAAUUCAAAAGAUGUAAUAAAUUACUUUCAAGAUCCUGAGACUUUUAUCACCCUUAAAUUCAACAAUUACAAUCUACUCAUGAAAAACAAAUGAAGUAGAAAAUAAAGACAGAAUAAAUUAAACAAGUUUGAAUCGAUAAAAAAUAAAUUUAAUAAAUGAUCCUGGGACUUUCUGGGAAAUUCUGCAAUUAAAAAUUUAAAACAUUAAAAUCAAACGAAUAAAAAACAGAAUAAAUGAAUAAAAACUAAAGUAAAUGAAUUGAAAGAUUCUGGGAUUUUUAUAAACUUUAAAUUUGGCAAGUUUAAAUAUUACAAAAGUUGAUUUAUUAAACAAUUAAUUAAUAUAAAAAGAAUAAAUAAAACAUACAGACAAAAAUAUGUAAAUGAAUUUAAAGAUCUAGGAACUUGUAUCAACUUUAACUUGAAAAGUUUAAAUUCUAAAAUUAAAAACUCACCAAUUAGAAACAAAUGA